Messenger RNA from Schistosoma intercalatum, 2337 nucleotides. The record is from the annotation of a GenBank genome assembly. NCBI's taxonomy places the organism in Eukaryota, Metazoa, Platyhelminthes, Trematoda, Strigeidida, Schistosomatidae.
AUGGUUAGUAGGAGGCGUCUAACUGUAUCUGGCGAUCACAAGCCCGAAGAACAGUCAUGUUGGUCCAAACCCACUGUUUAUCAUGCUGCCAUCGUGAUAUUCCUAGAGUUCUUUGCCUUCGGAUUGCUAACCACCCCAAUGAUCUCGGUUUUAGAUGAGACAUUUCCCAAACAUACCUUUCUAAUGAAUGGUAUCAUUCACGGAGUAAAGGGAAUAUUAUCCUUCCUUAGUGCACCAUUUCUGGGUGCUCUCUCAGAUAUGUUUGGACGAAAGCCUUUCCUACUUCUAACAGUAACCUUCUCUUGUUCUCCAAUACCACUGAUGAAAAUCAGUCAUUGGUGGUAUUUUACAAUGAUCAGUAUAUCAGGUAUUUUCGCAGUGACAUUUUCAUUUGCUCUGGCAUAUGUCGCUGAUAUCACAUCAGAAGAAGAUAGAAGCUGGGGAUAUGGACUAGUUUCAGCUACAUUUGCCGCCAGUCUUGUCAGUUCACCUGCAAUUGGAGCUUAUCUUGGUCGUGUAUAUAGUGAAGAAUUAGUUGUUGCACUAGCUACUGCUAUUGCAUUUUUGGACAUUUGUUUUAUACUUGCUUGUGUACCUGAAUCUUUAUCGGAAAAAGUACGUAUUGGUCAUUUGUGCUCUGUAACUACAUUGGGUGGACCAGUUGGUAAAUUCUCAUGGGGUAAAGCUGAUCCUUUCGCGACAUUACGUCAAAUGACAAAUGAUCAUCUUGUUCUUAUGAUAUGUAUUACAACAUUUUUAUCCUAUUUGCCAGAAGCUGGACAAUAUUCAUGUUUCUUCGUUUAUCUUCGCUUAGUCAUGGGAUUCACUGAAGAAAAUGUGGCACUAUUCAUUGCUGUUGUUGGUAUCAUGUCAUGUAUUGCACAAACACUUAUUUUAUCUUUAUUAAAUCGUAUUAUGCGACCAAAACGUGUUAUUAUAUUUGGUUUAAUAUUUGAAGCAAUCCAAUUAACAUUAUAUGGUUUUGUUACAAAUUCUGGCUUAUUAUGGUCAGCUGGUUUAAUUGCUGCUAUGGGCUCUAUCACAUAUCCUGCUCUAAGUACAUUUAUAUCAACUCAUGCUGCAGCGGAUCAACAAGGUGUAGCACAAGGUCUUAUCACUGGAAUACGAGGUUUAUGCAACGGACUUGGACCUGCUCUGUUUGGGUUAUUCUUUUAUAUAUUUCGAGUUGAUCUCAAUGAACAUACAUCAGGUGUACAUAUAAUCAACAAGGAUAAGAGUAACUCCCUAGUAUCUGAUACUGUACAACUUUUACAAGAACGUUUAAUACCAGGACCACCAUUUGCUUUUGGUGCUAUUCUAGUUCUGUUAGCAAUUCUAGUAGCUAUUUUUAUACCAGAAAAGCGGACAUCACCUGAAUUGAGUCAUUCAAAAAUUAUCACUGAUACAUAUGAAUCAACACAUGGUGCCAAUAUUUAUGGCGGUGAAACUCGACUAAGGCGUAGUUCACCAUCAGGUCAAUCUCAUAAAACUACAGCGGAUUUUGAUCAAUUCACAUGUGGAAUGGGUGCACCUAACACUGGUGAUAGUGACAAGUCGAAAUUGAUAAUGAGUACUGUUGAAAUGUCUAAGUAUAAUCUAAAAAGUGGCAUUUCACACAGUAAUCCAAUCGAUAACAUUGGUAUUUGGAAUCGUUUAAUGACUGGUCUUACAGAUUUUCGUAAUCCAGUUUAUAUAAAACAACGACCAAAUCGUGUUUAUCGUCAAUCAAAAACUCGUUUUAGUACGGCAGGUAUUGUAGAACCAUUUCGUCGAUUAUUUAUUCGAAAAACGUAUGAUGGAAAUAUUGGUAGUUGUGGUGUUAGUGGUGGUGGUGGUGGAUUUCUUGAUCAUGAAGCACGUCUUCAUUAUUCCAGACUGCCCUUUACUGUUAUCUCAUCAUCAGAUAAUAGUAGUCCGAAAUAUUUAGACGACAUAUCAAAGAAUGAUUUACUAUUUUCUAAUCCUUUAUUAUUAAAUCCUGGUGAAUCCGAGGAAGCAGCUGAUCUCAGUAAUUAUCGUGCACAUCAUUUCCGACGUAUGUUUAUUACUCCUAAUACAGCAACUACUACUCCUUUUAUUAAUAAUAAUAAUCAAAGUACUAUUACUACUUCUUCAUCUGAAUUUCAUCCAUCACAAAACUAUUAUCCUACUAGCUCAUUGUUAAUCACUUCUAAUGAAACUGGUCAAUUAAAUCCAUUGGGAGAGAAUGAAGAAGAUACAUUUAUUAAACAUUGCAAUUCUCCCAUAUCACCUAUAAUUAGUCCUACAGGUAGGAAAAUAAUGAAACAAAAGUUUUUUACAACAAAUUCUUAUAAAGAAUCAAUUCAUGAUACGUGA